Molecule: messenger RNA, 1488 nt
Organism: Thamnophis sirtalis
Lineage: Eukaryota; Metazoa; Chordata; Lepidosauria; Squamata; Natricidae
Gene: FHL5
Product: four and a half LIM domains 5
Biological process (GO): positive regulation of transcription by RNA polymerase II
Cellular component (GO): nucleus; Z disc
Molecular function (GO): transcription coactivator activity
Source: RefSeq, a predicted model, not a curated record
GAUCUAAAGGAAACAGUGACCUUGGCUGCUUUUUCCAAAACCAAGAGAGUCUUGCAGAAGAAAAACGGCUGGCGGUUUGGGCUUGUUUCUUCAAGAUUUUUGUUGUUGUUGUUCUCAGGUCCAAAGAUAACAAGAAGCAACUGUUUAAAAAAAGCAGCGUCAAAAGGCUUAGAAAUGGCCAGUGGUCAGUCAAACUGCUUUCACUGCAAGGAUUCGCUUUGUGGGAAACGAUACAUCAUGAAAGAAGAAAACGCUUUCUGUGUGAAAUGCUAUGACAGCCUCUUUGCUAACUUUUGUGAAAAAUGUCAUAAAGCCAUUGAAUGUGACUCCAAGGAUCUUGCUUAUAAAGGCUGCCACUGGCAUGAAACGUGCUUCAAGUGUGCCCAAUGCCAUCACUCCCUGGUUGAGAAGCCUUUUGCAGCUAAAGAUGAGCGCCUGCUGUGUACAACUUGCUAUUCUAAUGAAUAUUCAUCUAAGUGCUUUCACUGCAAGAGGACUAUCAUGCCUGGUUCUCGUAAAAUGGAAUUUAAAGGCAAUUGUUGGCAUGAAACUUGCUUUGUUUGCCAGUAUUGCCGGCAACCACUAGGAAUGAAACCUUUGAUUACCAAGGAUGAUGACAAUUACUGUGUACCCUGUUAUGAGAAGCAAUUUGCACAGUAUUGCUACUCCUGCAAAAAGAUGAUCACCAAUGGUGGGGUGACCUAUCAGGAUCAGCCAUGGCAUAAGGAAUGUUUUCUAUGUACUGGAUGUAAGAAGCAACUUGCAGAACAUCAAUUCAUGUCCAAAGAUGAACAUCCUUACUGCCUGGAGUGCUUCAGAGGACAUUUUGCAAAGAAGUGUGUGGCCUGCACCGAACCCAUUACUGCUCUUGGAGGAGGCAAGUUCAUCUCCUUUGAGGAGCGCCAGUGGCACAGCGACUGCUUCAAGUGCAGCCAAUGCACCUGCUCCCUGGUGGGAAAGGGCUUCCUCACCCAGCAAGAUAAAGUCCUCUGUGGCAAUUGUGGGUCUUCUACAUGACUCAGGAGCUCUUCGAGGUUGCUCAUCCCUUCCUCUGCAUUAUUUUAGCCAUGCACAUAAUUGCGCACUAGUCAGAAAAGAAUUAUAACAAGAAUCAUAGUGUACAACUACAUCCAAUAUAGCUACUUUCCAUAAUAGGACCCUUGUUUAAAAGAAGUCAUUCCUAACAUACAAGAGCCAGAAAAAGUUUGUGGUCUGUGUGUUUUUCUUGUAGUAGAGUGCACUCUGCUGUUAGGAAUGUGAGUCUAUACACCAUCGUGCUAAAAUUCUCAGUGAAAUAAGUUUAUGCAAGAAGUGCGUUGCCGGGGGUUGGGUGGAGAAGCACCUUAAACCUCUUCAACAGUACAAUGUUUUUUUCAUUGUGUAGCACAUACCUAUAAAAGAAUAUCCUGGCAGGCAGGUAAGAUUCAAUGGUUUAUUUUUGUCAUCUUGCUUAAUUUUGAAAAACUAAAAUGAGGCGAAAGAUUAUAU